Molecule: messenger RNA, 2256 nt
Organism: Magallana angulata
Lineage: Eukaryota; Metazoa; Mollusca; Bivalvia; Ostreida; Ostreidae
Product: cytochrome P450 2J2-like
Exons: 6
Coding region: 114-1526 (470 amino acids)
Biological process (GO): xenobiotic metabolic process
Cellular component (GO): cytoplasm; intracellular membrane-bounded organelle
Molecular function (GO): heme binding; oxidoreductase activity, acting on paired donors, with incorporation or reduction of molecular oxygen, reduced flavin or flavoprotein as one donor, and incorporation of one atom of oxygen; iron ion binding
Source: RefSeq, a predicted model, not a curated record
CCACACAGAACAGUAGGUAUUUUUUCGUUAAAAAAUACGAUACUCUAUGCUGAGCAAUCAAUAUAAUAGGUAAAACAUAUAUAUUAUGAUGACCAGUUUAUUAAUUUGAAGAAAUGUCCAAGAACAACAGUGCCAAAAUUCUUCCUCCGCGAGAACCCGGAUCCUUUUUGGUGGGGAAUUAUGAUUUCAAACCAACGAUUCCAACUUAUUUAGAGUUGUGGCGUAAACAUGGCGACCUUAUUACCCUGGUAACAUUUGGCCAAACAAUGAUUGUCGUCUGCGGCCAUAAAACGCUUACAGAAGUGCUAGAAAAAAAUGGCGAAAAUACUUAUGAGCAUCCUUUUGUUUUCGGAUUUAAAGAAUAUUUUGAAUGUUCAGGUAUCCUUGGUGCGUUCGGGCAGGUUUGGAAAAAACAAAGGAAAUUCGUCAUUGAUACCCUCAGAAAAAUUGAUUCAGGAAGCGCCAACCAGGAGUCACAUGUAGCGGAUGUAGUUGUAGAUUUUCUAAAAGAUGUGGAGCUUGCCAAUGGUCAGCCUAUUGAAAUGAAAAAAGUAAUUAAUACAAAUCACUGUAACAUUAUCUUUUCCUUACUUUUUGGGGAAAAAUUUGAGCAUGGAGAUGAAACACUGAGUCGCCUUGCUGGUUUGGUAGAAGAAGCAGGGUAUGCUGUGUCCGAUUCAGGGGUGCUUUCAUUUUUUGAGUGGCUGAAGUAUUUGCCAGGAGACCUAUUCAAAGCUAAACGCUUACGCUAUCUCGUUGAUGAAAUCAAAAAAGUAGUAAAAGAGUCUGCGGAUAAACACAAGGAAAAGACACACGAUGCAGAUGCUACUGACUUCAUCUACAGCUUCAUGCAAGAACAAGAAAAGAUGACGCAAGCUGGUGAGGACAUGGAAGGAUUCACAGACCGUGACAUGAUUUUGUUUGGAUUUGGUUUUCUGUUCGGGGGGAUUCCUGUCACACAUGCACUGGCGUGGUCCUUCCUUUACCUCGUGCAUCAUCCCGAUGUUGUCUCAAAUAUGCAAAAGGAAAUUGACAACAUCAUUGGCAAAAAUCGCCUUCCAACCAUGGAAGACCGACCAUCUCUUCCAUACUGUCAAGCGGUCAUCUACGAAGUACUCCGUAUGGCUUCAGUGAGCUCUGGUGCACCUGCUCACGUUCUGUCAGCUGAUAUAGAGGUCAAUGGGUACACGCUUCCAAAGGAUGCGUGGUUAAUCCCGGGUUUGUCUACAAUUAACUGGGAUCCUUCUAUUCACACAGAACCAGAAAAGUUCAACCCUGGACGAUUUAUUAAUGAUGAAGGUCAACUUUUCGGAUUUGAAAAAGUCUACACUUCUUUCUUUAUAGGACCAAGAACAUGUCUGGGCCAAAGUCUUGCCAUGAUAGAGAUGUUUCUUAUCAUAACAAGCGUUGUACAGAAAUACGAUAUCGACAACGAACCAGGGAACCCCUUAGUAUCCCUCGAGGGAAUUUACAAAGGGGUCCACAUACCUAGUCCUUACAAUUUGUGUCUUAAAAACAGAUUGUAAUUCUGAAUGCAAUGUUUUAGGUCAUCAAACCGAUUUGAGUUAUUGAAAUAGUUAGAAGAGUUGAUGAAGAAUCUAAGUGACUCUAAAGGAUUUUUAUAGUUUAUAUUAAUUUACAAAAUUGUUCACGAUUAUAUUAAAGAGGUAAAUUUAAAAAUGUUUGGCCCAAAUAGGCAUCUGUGUUUAGUACAUACAUAGUUUUAAAAGAACAUUAAUUCUUGGUAUUUUCUGGCUAUAAAUAGAGAAAAUUAAACAGAUUAGCAGAUUUGUUAUAUUUUAUCUAAUUAGAAAUGCUUGCAUGUUGACAUAAAACAACAUUGAAAGCGUCCUUUGAUUUAUUUAACUUCUAUUCCUACCCUUUACAAUCGCUUGCUAAAAUUACGAUUCAAAAAUUGAAUAACAUUUAUUAGUCUCCAUGUUUGUUUAAAGUUCUACUGUAUAUAAAUUUAACAAAUAGGAUAAACUUAAAUGAGUGGCUGGAUGAGAAAUGAAACGUAUUUUGAAUUGUUGUAAAUAAAGGCAUUUUUAAGUUUUUAUCUUCACAUGCCAUGAUUACAGUUUAUCUUUUGUUUAUCAUUAAGAACAAUGUUUAAUCUGUAUUUGCGCCUUGUAAAAUGCAUGUAUGUACUCCAUAGAAAUAUUUCCUGUAUAUGUUAACUGGUAUAGAAAUAGUUUGUUUAUUACCAUGUUAUAUAAUAUGCUUUUUGUCAAAUAAAUAACAUGUAUAGCGUCA